AUGCAUUCUAAAAUUAGCGCCGUCUUGAAUAUACAUAAGUUCUUCUUUGGUUAUGGUCUUGUGAUGAUGCGGACUGUCAAUGCCGAAUAUCAGCCAAAUGACGGUCCAGACCAAUCCGACAGCUCCCAAUGUGUAGAAGGCCAUUGGCCAACCAAAUUGCGAGCCACAGAAAUAACCAGCAACGGGCAUCACCAUCACGGUACCCAAUGGACCACCUGCAAAAACAACGACGUCGCCCUAUCAACAUUAUAUGAUGAACAUUCAGUUUCAACCCAAAUUAGUUUAAGAGCAUUCUACGAUGGUAUCGACAAUUCAAGAAGACAGGUUCCAUUACUAAACGUAAAAGUACCGGAAGACCACGAGUUCCUGACGAAAUGGUGGACGCAGUUAGACACAGUUUCACCCGUUCUCCGAGACAGUCCACUAGCAGAGCAGGAAGUGAACAGCCAACCGUAUGGAAAAUUUUGCGGAAACGAUUGCGAUGCAAACCGUACCGUCUACAGAUGCUACAAAGCUUACGACCUGACGACCACGAUUGUCAUCUUUAGGCUGCCUAAUCACAGAAGGGCGAUUUUGGUUUUGAUGCUGAUUAGAGCUGAUUUGGAAGAGAUGCAUUGGUCGUGGUUGUUGCCCAAAUGUGAAGUACUUGUGGUUUGA
Molecule: messenger RNA, 657 nt
Organism: Acanthoscelides obtectus
Lineage: Eukaryota; Metazoa; Arthropoda; Insecta; Coleoptera; Chrysomelidae
Source: the annotation of a GenBank genome assembly